This is a messenger RNA of Thamnophis sirtalis, 1503 nucleotides long. Lineage: Eukaryota; Metazoa; Chordata; Lepidosauria; Squamata; Natricidae. The record is from RefSeq and is a predicted model, not a curated record.
CACACAAAGUCAAGUUCCAGUCCAUGAAGACAAUGACAUGAGAAGAAAUGGUACCUUGUUGAACUCAGAUUUUGAUCAGCUCCAAGAACAGCUGAAAUUGGCAAUGCAAAGGGAAAAGCUUUUGAAGGAACAAUUGGAAAGUGAGAGUAUAAAAUUUAAAAAAAUUGAAGAAGAUAGUAAUUUAAAGGAAAAAAAUUUUGAAUCUAUUAUCACUGCCAAAGAAGAUGAAAUAAGGAAUCUAAAAAAGCAGCUGAAAGAAAGAAGUGAAGCACAAAAUUGCUUACAGGUAUCAAGAUAUGAAAAAGAGAAGGCAAGGAGUGAAAAACAGCCUUCGUCUAGACAGGAAUUAUCAUCAGGGGUCUCUUCUGCAUCUGUCUGUGAAAGGGAUGAACUGGAAAGUGUUUUCUGGGGCAUGAAGGAAGAAUUCAGUCGAAUACGUGCACUGGCAAGAGCACAGACGGACCAGCUGAAUAAAUGUAACCUAAGGAGAGAACCUACAACUGAAAUUCCUUUUUCCAAGCCUAUCCAGUGCACUGAUGAACAAACGGAUGACCUUUGUAAUCCAUGGGUUAAAAAGGAUACCAACAGAGAUGUACCUCAUUUCCCAUCUAUUGCGUCAAGAGGAAUGGGACCAGACGAGGAAGAAAACUCUGUGGAAUCCCUUUCUAAGCUUAAUGUCAAGUUCCCACCUACAGAUAGUGAUACUGAAUUCUUGGAGAGCUCUUCAGAGACUACUCCAAUUCUAAACACUCUGACGACUGAAAACAUGCUCCCAAAUCUGCCAUUUAACAUGGACCUUGGGGACCAGGAGCCUCCGUGGAAAUCUUACUGCACUCAAGACACUGACUUACUGGCACUUGCUUCUGAAGACUCGGAACUCAGACAGUCAGGAAUAUGUGAAUUCUGUCAGAAAGUCUUUCCACCAUCUCUUACAUCCAGGGAGGAUUUUCUGAGGCAUCUGAAUUCACAUUUCAACUUGAAGUCUUAGCAUCACUGGAAAACAGACAAGUUUUAUUUAAUUUAAUUGUGGAUGCUGUCUUUGAUCUUGGUCCCAACAGAUAUAAAAAUUUGAGAAUAUAAGGUGGCAUUUAUAACAAUCUGUUGCGUUCAUGCCCAACAUUAAUAUAAUUAAAAUCAGAUACAAAGCCCUAAAAUAAACAUAUUGAAACUCCUUUUGAAUCAACAUGUCUUGAGUUAAAACUUGUAGUUGCAGAGGGAUGAUCCAGUCCGAUAUGUAACAAACAAAAAUUGGGAUCGUAUUUUGUAUAUAGAACUGAUAAGUGUGUAUCAUUGUUUAUAUUUCUAAAUAACAUUUAUUUAUUAGUAUACAAUUUUUAACAUUUGGCAUACCAGUUAAGAAGUACAUGAAAAUAAGUGCUAUGCAUAUUAGUUCUUGCAAGUACACAUUGACCCUUAUAUUAGGCAUUUAACUAUGAACAAUUUAUGAAAGUGAACUUCUGGCUUAUGUUAUCCCUUUUGUAAUAAACCAAUGACCCACAUGUU